Molecule: messenger RNA, 240 nt
Organism: Necator americanus (New World hookworm)
Lineage: Eukaryota; Metazoa; Nematoda; Chromadorea; Rhabditida; Ancylostomatidae
Exons: 2
Coding region: 1-240 (79 amino acids)
Source: RefSeq, a predicted model, not a curated record
AUGCGGCCGACUGUCUCCGCAUCCCGACGUGACCUCCGUCGACCUGGAGUAUCCGAUUGUUCAAGCCACCAUCGCCACCUACCAUCACCACCACCACCAUCACCGCCGCCGCCGCCGCCGCUACAGCGUAGCGGUCUCGAUCGCCUUUUGGGGACAGUUGCUGUUUUUGAGAGGACGAGACCAGUCCGACGUUGUCCUGCUGCAGCUGAGACGAAUUUCCUGGUCAUUAAAGCUCUAUAA